AUGUUUCUAGCUAAUUAUAUCGGACAGAAUAUAAUCGACUACAAUAAUCACGUGUACAUUACUGCGUACAACAUUAAGUGGUAUAGAACCCCUUUAAAUAUACAAAAAAUAAUACUAUUUUUGUUGCAAAGAGAAACUAAGAAAUUUACUUUAAGUGUCGGUGGAAUAUUUGAUGCAUCCAUGGAGUGUUUUGCCACGCUAAUAAAGGCCUCGAUAUCUUAUUUUACUGUCAUAUAUUCUACAAAGUGA
Molecule: messenger RNA, 249 nt
Organism: Wasmannia auropunctata (little fire ant)
Lineage: Eukaryota; Metazoa; Arthropoda; Insecta; Hymenoptera; Formicidae
Exons: 3
Coding region: 1-249 (82 amino acids)
Biological process (GO): sensory perception of smell; detection of chemical stimulus involved in sensory perception of smell
Cellular component (GO): plasma membrane
Molecular function (GO): olfactory receptor activity; odorant binding
Source: RefSeq, a predicted model, not a curated record